This is a messenger RNA of Jaculus jaculus (lesser Egyptian jerboa), 4962 nucleotides long. RefSeq names its product doublecortin like kinase 3 (gene Dclk3). Bases 202 to 2424 code for a protein of 740 amino acids. Gene Ontology annotation, molecular function: protein kinase activity; ATP binding. The transcript is spliced from 5 exons. The record is from RefSeq and is a predicted model, not a curated record. Lineage: Eukaryota; Metazoa; Chordata; Mammalia; Rodentia; Dipodidae. Gene Ontology annotation, biological process: protein phosphorylation; intracellular signal transduction.
CAUCAUUUCCUAGUGGUAGAGUUACACACAAACUUGAACCCUGUUCUCCAGAGCUCUCAGGCUCUAGGACAUGGAGGCCCAUGUGACCAUUCUCUCAAAUGUCUAAGCUCCAAGAUAACCGAGCGAAAGCUACAAGGCUCCUGGCUGCCUGCGGGCCGAGGGCCACUGGAGAAACCGGUCCUGGGGCCACGUGGUGCCAUCAUGCCCAUGUUCAACCCUCAGAGUGGUCUUCGCUCAGGCCGCGCCGAGCACAGCCCGCUGAAGCCCCGGGUGGUGACGGUGGUGAAGCUGGGCGCGCAGCCCCUCCGUAAGGCCACCCUGCUCCUCAACAGGAGGUCAGUUCAGACCUUCGAGCAGCUCCUAGCAGACAUCUCCGAAGCUUUGGGUUUUCCAAGAUGGAGGAGCGACCGUGUGAGGAAACUGUUCACCCCCAAGGGCAAGGAAGUCAGGAGUGUGUCUGACUUCUUCAGGGAGGGUGAUGCUUUCAUUGCCAUGGGCAAAGAGCCACUGACACUGAAGAGCAUUCAGUUGGCUAUGGAGGAGCUGUACCCCAGUAAGAACCGGGCCCUCACCCUGACCCCGCACAACUGGGUCCCUUCCCCAAGGCCGAAGAGCAGACAGCCCAGCAAGCUUCUGAAAGGAGGUCACCGCUGUGGGGAGAGCGGGAAUGGUGGCGACCACAUGGGGAGCAGCAGGGUGGCCACCAGGCAGCAGGGGAAGACGAAUGUGGAGCUGGCCCCGGAGGACAAGCUGAGGGUCCAGAAGCGGUGGGCAAGGGGGCAGCAGGAGCCCGGAGCUGGUGGUGGCCAGCCUCCCAAGGAAGCCACGCUGGAGGAGAAGCACGCAAGUGGGGAGCAGCACCUCGGGGUGGACAUCGAGAAGACCUCCGGGGAGAUGGUGAGGUGCGAGAGGUGCACACGGGAGAGGGAGCUGCGGCUGGGCCUGCACAGGGAGCGGCGGCCCCUGGGCCCCGGUGAGCCGGACGUGGGAAAGGGGCCGAGGCGCGAAGCCGCCACCACUGAGAAGCUGGUGAGGACCAAGAGCUGCAGGAGGCCUUCUGAGGCCAGCUCUGCAGACGGAGAGGAAGGGCGGAGAGGUGACAGCCAUUGGGGCAGCCCCAGGAAUCCCACUGAAGAGCUGAGAAGCCCGACCAGUAGCAGCUCGGACAGGAAGGAGGAUGGAAAUCCAGAGAGUCAAAGCAGCCAUCCUCCAGGAACGGCCAAGACCCAGAAAGAUCCUGCGGAAGGACCGCCGGUCAUGGACGAGGGGCCCAGGGACACGAAGAAAGACACCAGGCAGGCUUGCAGGAACAAACAGGGCGGCUGGCUCCUGCGGGAGCAGCAGGCUGAGCCCCCGCAGCUCCCCAGAGCCCAAGAGGACGAGAAGGAAGCGGAUAAGGAGAAGAGGCCGGCAGGAUCUGGAGGAAGGAAGAGCGCCGCGGAGAAGGAGAGCAAGGCGAGGCCCGAAGACGGCAAGGCGGAGUGGUCCAGCGGCCGGAGGCUGCGAGCCGCGGGCAUCGCCGCGGCCGACGUGGAGAAGCGCUAUGAGACUGGCAGGGUCAUCGGGGAUGGGAAUUUUGCCGUGGUCAAGGAGUGUAAGCACCGCGACACCAGGCAGACGUAUGCCAUGAAGAUUAUUGACAAGUCCAAGCUCAAGGGCAAGGAGGACAUUGUUGAUAGCGAGAUCUCAAUCAUCCAGAGCCUCUCUCACCCCAACAUAGUGAAAUUGCACGAGGUCUAUGAAACAGAAACAGAAAUCUACCUGAUCAUGGAGUAUGUGCAGGGAGGGGACCUUUUUGACGCCAUCAUAGAAAGCGUGAAGUUCCCAGAGCCCCACGCUGCCCUUCUCAUCACGGAUCUGUGCAAGGCCCUUGUUCACAUGCAUGACAAGAACAUCGUCCACCGGGACCUCAAGCCAGAAAACCUCCUGGUUCAGCGCAACGAAGACAAAUCGACCACCUUGAAGCUGGCUGACUUUGGUCUUGCGAAACACGUGGUGAGGCCCAUCUUUACUGUGUGUGGAACCCCGACAUAUGUAGCUCCUGAGAUUCUGUCGGAGAAAGGUUAUGGCCUGGAGGUGGACAUGUGGGCUGCUGGCGUGAUCCUCUACAUCCUCCUGUGUGGCUUCCCACCUUUCCGCAGCCCUGAGAGGGACCAGGAGGAGCUCUUCAACAUCAUCCAGCAGGGCCACUUUGAAUUUCUCGCCCCUUACUGGGACAACAUCUCCGAUGCUGCCAAAGAUCUGGUGAGGCAUUUGCUGGUGAUAGACCCCAAAAAGCGGUAUACGGCCCACCAGGUCCUUCAGCACCCCUGGAUCGAGACCGUUGGACAGAUCAGUCUGGGGAACCCACAGAAAGAGGAUCCCCCCAGCGGUGAAGGCCAAAUCCAGAGCCAGCACAAGAGGCUUGCAGAACAGGCGUCCUAGUCCUGCCUCGGGCACCUCUCUGGUCUCAGAUCUUCUCAUGGACACAGGAUCUGCAGGCAAGACACUAAGAGACACUUCCUCUUGCGGCUGGUAAUGAGGACUGAGGACACGGAGCACACUUUAAAAACAAACUGAGUCCUACCGUUAAAUGUUGCACCAUACUUUUAGAUUUAUAUAUCCAAAGACUUUAAUACUUUUUGGUUAAGAAUUGUAACCAGUGAGGAAUUUUGGUACUAAUGCUAUACUCUGGUUCCAUGUAAUCAAGUUCACAGUGUAUUGCACAAGUGGCGCUUCCCAGUGUCUAAGGUCCCCCAUGCAAUGAACGAAGCGGACCACGGCCAUUCUGUGUUGACACACGCGCGGACUAACAGAGUGGGAUCUGGACUCUGAAGACUUGAUGCUAGUGGUGAAUGAAACGCUCAGUUUUGUCUCCUGAGGCCAUUGUGACUAUACCUAAGUGUGACAGACAUUUGAGGGAUGGGCAAGAACUCUUUACAUAUAGAAUGUGUUAACCCAUGUCCCCAGCAUUUUAGACCCAACGGAAAAAUCAGCUCUGGUACAACCUGAGAACUGGACGGAAGAGGGCUGGGGAGAUGGGCAGCAGUUAAAGGCACUCGCUUGCAAAGCCUGCUGGCCCAGAUUCGAUUCCCCAGGACCCACAUACAGCCAGAUGCACAAAGCGACACAUGCAUUUGGAGUGUGUUUGCAGUGGCUGGAGGCCCUGGUACAUGCUAGCUCUCUCUCAAAUAAAUAAAAAAUACACAUAUUUUUUAAAUUGGAAGAAAUCACCGAAUCAUUCUUGCACCUGUAGCAUAGUUAUGCUGGUUUUUUUUUUUUUUUUUUUGACCUCCACUAUCCUUGAUCCUGACUCACUUUUAUAUGGAGUCAGGCCUGCAAGCUGCGAUGACGUUAUCAUUUUCAGAUCAGAAGGGAGCCAUUGAGCUGACUAAUAUAUCAGAAAGGCAGCGAGUGGCUCCCUCAGGAACUGGAAGAGGCUCUGAGUCUGGUCUUAUUCCCAUCUGCAGAGCAUAUACGCAAAGGGCAUGGAAUAAACACUCCAGACUUCAGAUGAUGCUGGGAGUGAGUGGGAGCUGAAAGAGUAAUUUUUUUUUCUCUUGAUUUUGCUCGAAUUGCUCUUUCCAGGUCUUGUGUGACCUGCUCAAGCAGUCCAUAGGCUCAGCCAGAACACAGGCUUCUCGUCCUUUCCCUGUCUUCUCUGUCAGCUUUUCCAUUACGUGGGUGGAAAAGCAGUAACAACACUGGAGAAUUUAGUCAAGAGUUACUUAAACAAGGUGUUGGGGAACAGACCAAGCUAUGGUUGAGAGACAGCAGCUGCACGGAUCAGCGUCCAUUCCCAGGUAGACAACAGGCCGGGGUUAUCAGUGCCUAGAAGCUUGGAGAAGAAACACCUUGUAGUGGAGGCUACAGUCGGCCACCCAGAUGUUCUUUCAGAUGGGAAGGACAGAAACUGGCUUGCAGCUGGUAGACAGCUCUUAGCUGUUAGCUCUAGACCUGUCACGGGCAGGCUCUACACAGUGACUGGUCCACAUAGGUGGCUUAACACCUGCCCCUUGUGUGAACAAUGCUGAAGAGAUGCCCAGCUUCUAAGUCCUUACAUGCAUUGUAGCCCAGCUUCUUUCUUCCUUGGUCAGUUUUGUCUUUAUGGUCAGAGGAGCUGAGCCAUUACAUAUGUUUUGAGUGAUAUUCUGAACCUCAGGGUUGGCUUUCCAGGGACUGAGAAACAUAAUAAAAAGUUACCCCUAGAGAUCCAAAACAUGGCAGAGAUCACCAGCCGGCGACUCACCCAGUGAUCUCCCAGCAUCUAGGCUCCACCACAUAACUAAUGAGGUGAACCAUGGUCUUUCUGUGUUAGUAAAACAUGUUCUCAAUAACAGAAGGGGGUCUGUACCAUGAUGACAUUAACACUGGAGGUGAGAGCCAGGGAAUUAUAGUUCAACACAGGCAUGUUCAGAGUUUUGACGGUUGUGGGGUACUUUAUAUCUUGGGGUAACUUCCCAUUUCCAUCUCAGAACAACACAGAGACCAGCAGGCAUGAUUCUGUCCUUCCCCAAACACACCUGAGUUGAAGAUUCUGCUGCCUAAACGGUUAGAACUUCAUGAUUGUGGAGAGUAGUUGAGACGCUGCAAAUUGAGAGCCAAAAUUAUUAGUCUCCUGAACAUACAUUAAUCUGUAUGUAUCUGACCUAGCGUCUUUGAGCUAUCAGAUAAAGCCUUUUUGAAUGCAUUAACAUGGCAGACCACUAGCUUUCAUCAGCCCCAAAGCCAAGAAUGUUAUGAAAAUGUCUGAAAACUUCCAGAAGCGAUUUCCCCGCUUUGCUGUAACCUGCCCGUCUGAUGCUGCCACCCGUGUAUUUGGUACUUGCACUAACUUACGGCUUUGUUCUAUUGUGCAACUCUAAAAGCUUGUGUAAUCACUCCUGUUACGGAACGUGUCAUCUAGUGCAACUUCAAUCCGUGUAACCAGGCCAUGGCCACUCAUAUUUAGCUCAGAAUAAAUGAUUUCCUCAUCCCUUUGGA